AUCCCAAUUCAUUUACAUUAGGUACAUAUAUCAAUGCCAUCGUCGGACACAACUUACUGUUACAACAGACACACACACACACACACAUACAAUUACUCAACAACCAGCUGCCGUGCUCUUAUUCAUACCUACCUAGGUAGUCACUGUACUACGCCGCACUUUGAACCAAGCGCUCGUAAACACCAUAUAGCAAGUCGAUAGAACAACCGAGCUCGAAUUCCCCCCUGCGGAUUAUCGGGGAAAAGAUGACUUCCUUCGUCACCACCGUAAACCAGCGCGCGCGCAACCAAUUCCGCGCCCGCGGCGGCAAGGGCAGCAACACAAGCUACCAGCUACGCCAAUACGCCGAAGCGACCCUCGGCGGCGGCAGCCUGCGCAAGGUCGUCAAGCUACCGGAAGGCGAGGACGAGAACGAGUGGCUGGCGGUGAACAUGGUCGACUUCUACAACCAAGUGAACCUUCUAUACGGCGCCAUCACCGAGUUCUGCUCCCCGCAGUCGUGCCCCGAGAUGAAAGCGACGGACGAGUUCGAGUACCUGUGGCAGGACGGCGAGACGUACAAGCGGCCCACCAAGAUGGCCGCCCCGGACUACAUCGAGCAGCUCAUGUCGUGGGUCCAGGCGUCUAUCGACAACGAGUCCGUCCUCCCCUCCCGCAUCGGUGUCCCCUUCCCCAAGUCCUUCCCCGCCCUCGUCCGCCAGAUCUUCAAGCGCAUGUACCGCGUCUACGCCCACAUCUACUGCCACCACUACCCCGUCAUCCGCGAGCUCGGCCUCGAGCCUCACCUCAACACCUCCUUCAAGCAGUACGUCCUCUUCAUCGACGAGCAUAACCUCGCCACCGGCAAGGACUUCUGGGGGCCCCUCGGCGACCUCGUCGAGAGCAUGCUGCGUAGCGAUUGAGUUGAUUCGAAGUCUCGAGGAGUUUUAGGAGAUAAUGACUAAUGGGUAGAUGCGUCGAUGAUGGUGCCUACGCGGAGGUAGAAUAGUCAUGUUGCAUCUUUUUCAGGCAUGGCGUUUAGGGGGGGCAUCAGACUACAACGUUGCUUUGCUAAGGAUACAUAGAUUAAUGGGUAAUUCGCUGUUCGCAGCACAUGCUGUGAUGUUGUCACAUGCAAUGACUAUCAUUCGGCCGUUGCACCUGUAUACUAUUUAUUGGCUGUGAGUCGUGCCGGAGUUAUGCGUGGCAGGGGUAUCCGAUCGGAGUAUCAUAUCACUUUGAUUCUGUCGU
Messenger RNA from Daldinia loculata, 1230 nucleotides. Its product is annotated as putative maintenance of ploidy protein mob1. The transcript is spliced from 3 exons. Gene Ontology annotation, biological process: positive regulation of protein phosphorylation; cell division; signal transduction. The coding region runs from base 246 to 902 and encodes 218 amino acids. The record is from RefSeq and is a predicted model, not a curated record. Lineage: Eukaryota; Fungi; Ascomycota; Sordariomycetes; Xylariales; Hypoxylaceae. Gene Ontology annotation, molecular function: protein kinase activator activity. Gene Ontology annotation, cellular component: nucleus; cytoplasm.